This is a messenger RNA of Anisakis simplex (herring worm), 414 nucleotides long. NCBI's taxonomy places the organism in Eukaryota, Metazoa, Nematoda, Chromadorea, Rhabditida, Anisakidae. The record is from the annotation of a GenBank genome assembly.
AUGAGUGAUGCAGAUUUCAGCGAAGGAGACGAAGAUGUGGCAAUGGGCUCUCAAGCUGUGGUGGAUACAAGGAAGCAUGCACGUGCUCAGCAUAAUGCCUUGGAACGAAGGCGACGGGAUAAUAUCAAGGAUAUGUAUAGCGCAUUGAAGGAUACUAUACCUGGAAUGAGCGCUGAAAGGGCGUCGCGUGCCGUGGUGUUAAAAAAUGCUGUCGACAUGAUCACUCAAAUGGAAAAUCACCUGAAGAAAAUUGUUUCUGAGAACGAACAACUCGAGAAAGAAAACGCCGAACUGGAAGCUGAAAUAGCAAAAUAUGAAAAAGUUGUUUGCCAGUCAUCAACAACGGUAUCAGUACAUUUUUAUCAAAUCGUUUUGUCAACACAAACGAUGUUUCAGUUCUCAGUAUCGAAUUGA